AUGAGGAAAACACUAGCAGAAAAAGCAAAAGCAGAUUCAGAAGUAGAAGAAGGAAGCAGUCUGAAAAUAAGGACAGAGGGAGACUUCAAUAUCAUCAUGGACCCAUCUGAAAAACUUGGAGAGUGCUGGAAUAUUAUCAAAAAGGAUAUCAUGACCUUUGUAAGUGAUUUUUUCAAUGGAAAGGGGUUGACUAAGUUCUACAUAGACACUUGCUUAGGCUUAAUACCAAAAGUUGAUUCUCCAUCCACCUUCAAAGAUUUUAGAACUAUCAACCAUAGAAGCUGUACUAACAAGAUCAUUUUGAUGCUUCUAGGUAGGAGACUGAAUCCUAUUCUCAACAAGCUUAUAUCUCAAAACCAGAGUAGGUUUGUAACAGGAAGACUGAUCAUAGAGAAUAUUAUGCUUGCCCAGGAGAUAAUUCAUGAUAUUUCAAUGCCUAAUCAAGGGAUAAAUUUAGUGAUCAAACUUGAUAUGGCUAAGGCAUAUGAAAGGCUCUCAUGGUCCUUCCUUUUCAAUGUCCUUCACAAAUUAGGUUUUAGCAGUGAAUGGAUUGAUAUUAUUAGAAGGAUCAUCUCUAGUGUUUGGUAA
Lycium ferocissimum is the source of this 588-nucleotide messenger RNA. RefSeq lists its product as uncharacterized. The transcript has 3 exons. The record is from RefSeq and is a predicted model, not a curated record. The coding region runs from base 1 to 588 and encodes 195 amino acids. NCBI's taxonomy places the organism in Eukaryota, Viridiplantae, Streptophyta, Magnoliopsida, Solanales, Solanaceae.